Molecule: messenger RNA, 1782 nt
Organism: Talaromyces proteolyticus
Lineage: Eukaryota; Fungi; Ascomycota; Eurotiomycetes; Eurotiales; Trichocomaceae
Exons: 2
Coding region: 375-1637 (420 amino acids)
Source: RefSeq, a predicted model, not a curated record
GGGGGCUCAUUUGCUGGCAUCAUCUAAUAGCAAACAUCAACCCUACGCCUUGGGUAUUUGGCAUUCUUGAUCAUGGUGCAUAUCCAGGACCUCCCAAUUGAGAUACUGAACCAUAUUUUGUCUUUUAUUUUCUACCCUAAAUAUGAAUCCUUCGAAAAGUUACCAGAGGGUGCGGAUGAAGGUGAGAAACCCAAAGGAGUCACUGCGGAGGAAUUGAAGAGAGGCGACAGGCACGACGAUGAAAAUGACGAUGUUAAUGUUACUCUACUCAACCUCUGCCUAGUUUCGCGGUUGUUCCGCGAUCUAGCCCAACCUGUUCUCUUCCACGAUUUCGAGGAAGAUGGCUGGACUGAAGAUACCUUGGACAGCAUGUGAUGUCUAUCGACAUCACAGUCCCAUUUACCCUAGGGGCUCAUAGCGAUCUCGGCGUAGAGGACUCCGUGCUUUUCAAAGGUGAAAUCAAGGACCUUCGAUUUACCGAACCUCUUAAGAAAACGUGGAUUGCGGCCAUGGAGAAAUCCGAUCUCAGCGUUUUUCUAGCAUUGCUGAUUAUUAAGACACCAAAGCUUCGUUGGCUGUUUCUGCCAGGAGGCCAAAUCUCCACAAUUCCCUUCGCUCAACUCUUCAAUCGAUAUCCCUCAUUUCUGUCCAACCUAGAGCAUCUUUGGAUCAAUGGUGACCCUGACCUUGUCGGCUUCAACAUUGCGUCUUAUCAGAAUUUCGUUACCUGUCCAAACCUUUCAACUCUGACUUUUACGUACGGCGAUCUCGAUCUUCCAUCGUAUCCAUCUACGUGGAAGACUAGAAAAUUGACAGCGGAGCAAGUGUCCUUUUAUCAAUGUCAUAUUGAUAGUGGAGCUAUUCAAAAAUUCAUGAAGGCUUGUAAAAAACUGACUCAUUUUACCUAUGAAAGCUUUAGCCUGGACCUAGAAGACCAACAGCUGAGACCCCUUAAAGUUGGUCGCGAGCUCAACGCUGAAAAUGCCCGCCAAGGCGCCCUCCUGCAUAAAGAUACUCUCAAGCUUUUCUACCUCGGAUUUGCACGGGAUCCAUGGAUAAUUGAGGAUAUUGAAGGAUACCAAGGAUACCUUUCGAGCCGUACUAAGAUCGGCUCGCUCCGCGACUUCUCCGUGCUCGAAACCAUCUACAUCCCACAUGCAGACCUUCCACCGCACCCUCAAUUUCCACGCUCGCUCAAAACACUCCAUAUAACCGAUUGCAACUCGUCUAUUCUGGGAAUGAUCCAAAAUAUUGCUGCAGACUGUAAAAAUGGCCUUUACCCGAAUUUUAUCAGCUUCAAGGUACUCGCACUAGAUAUCACCCGGCCCAUUAAACUUCCUGGGCAACGAAUCCCACCGGGAAAAACCCCCGAAGAAUGCUUCCUUGGCCUUAGAGAUCUGUUCAAAGAUACCACGGUAGAUUUCCAAAUCGUGCCGUACAACAUGCCUGACAAUGACGAUUACGGCAUCGACGAUGAAGAUUUGGAGGAUGAAGGGUUUUCGGGAGAAAUUCCACCGGCCUUGGAGGAAUUGAUAAUGCGGGCGGCUUUGCAGGACCCUAACUUUCCACACGGCUUCGUACGUGGUGGUCCGAAUGCUGCAAAUGAUGAUUCAUGGGAAACUGAAGACGACGACUGAGUAAAAUAGUCGUAUGAUUAAUCCGUUUAUCCAUUCGUUUCGUACAUCAUAGUGAACCCUAGAAGGAUUUCCUACUCUAUGUGAUAACAAACAUUUCGGUUAUUUGGUUGAAUUUUAUGAAUAUUCGUCUCAGCGAGCAAGACCU